Molecule: messenger RNA, 1645 nt
Organism: Owenia fusiformis
Lineage: Eukaryota; Metazoa; Annelida; Polychaeta; Sabellida; Oweniidae
Source: the annotation of a GenBank genome assembly
GCCUAGCCUUAAAUCACACAAAACCUCACUUGAACUCAGUUCCUCAGACAUUUUAGACAUCAGAACACAAGGACAAUACAAGUCUGAGGAUAACAUAAUCAACUUUCACUUUGAGAAUUCUAAAUUUUAGUAUACUAAUAAUUUUACAUAUUCAAGAAGAACAUACAGGGUGAAACAAGAAUGAAGAUUUUGAGUUUCUUUGGUGCAUUUCUGGUGCUGGCUGUCUUACUGUUUGUUCAAGGAGAUGAGGAUCAAUGUCAUCCAAUAGUCCAACCAUUCUGUAAACAAUUACAAUAUGCUGGGGGAAUCAACUCAACAUCUGUGGAGAUCAUACGGCAGCACAGACUGACAAUCUUCCAACAAAUGUCACCAAUCUUGCGUUCUCAAUGCUCUCCAUAUCUUCUCAAGUUCAUAUGUGCAACGGAAGUGCCACUAUGCUCCCAGACCCACGUAGAAGCCAUGGGAAUCCCUGAUGUAAUCAAGUCACCCAGGCCCUGCAGAGACAUGUGUUUAGAUGUGUACAAAAGCUGCGCAAGAAUGUUAAGGAUUCGGGCACGACCAUGGCCUGGUAAACUUCUGUGCCACAAAUUCCCGCAGCGCAACUGUCUUGCUAAGGAUGAGGAAUCAUUUGAUUUUAUCAGCAGGCCACUGAAUGACUUCUUCGAUGAGACCUUGUUUAAAACAGAUCUUCAGGAAAAUGGUGCAAUGUUUGAUGGUGGACUAGAUGCUGAACCAAUGGAGUUUAUCUUGGAUGAUGAGAUAACAAAUCCUGAAUCCAAUCAAGAAAGUCGUGUUUUUGGUCUUGAAUUUAAAACAACAGUGGCAGAUGGGUCGAUUGUUGCCUUCCAUACAACAGAAGCUAAAGGUGUGAUAAUUGUAGCACUGAAGGAAGGAAGACUUGUCUAUAUGGCAAACUGUGGAGAGAAGGAAAUAAUCUUUAAACAAUCCAACACACGAUACGAUGAUGGAGAAUGGCAUGAGGCAUUUGUCCCCCACUUUAAGCCCAUCAAUGCUUUAAAUGUAAGUCGAGUUUUUGGUCUUGAAUUUAAAACAACAGUGGCAGAUGGGUCGAUUGUUGCCUUCCAUACAACAGAAGCUAAAGGUGUGAUAAUUGUAGCACUGAAGGAAGGAAGACUUGUCUAUAUGGCAAACUGUGGAGAGAAGGAAAUAAUCUUUAAACAAUCCAACACACGAUACGAUGAUGGAGAAUGGCAUGAGAUCUCAGUUCCACUUGACUGGAGGAUGUUGAAUGGCGCCUCAGAGAACAUGCAGGACAGUGAAACUACCCAUGGAUCAUGCCAAGAGAUCUUCAACAAGGCAACUGUUGGAGCAGCCAAGCUGACAACUAAUCAAAGUGGCAUACUCAGUAGCAUCGUUGCAUCAUUCACUGGGUGCAUCAGGAAUGUGAAACAUGGAGAAGUUGUACCAGAGAUGGCCCCCACAAGUGUCCAAAACCAGAAUGGCACCAUGCGACAGUGGAGCAAAUGUCAACAAUAAAUACACGUGAAAUUAAAUUAAGAUCAAUGACUGAGUAUUGAUGAUAUUAUUUUCUGUGUAAAGUUUAUGUUUAUGGAAGAGAGGGAAUCUGAACAAUACUUGUAAACAUGUAUUUAUGUUUAUUGUAUCAUAAACUGUUUACAUUUUC